UGCCAUCUUACCCUUAAAACAAUCCUUUGGAACAAUUGAAGAGAAUUCACGUUCUUAAAUAUCUGGAUAUGUCCUAUACCCAAGGUUUACCUUGGAUGAAGAGGCUUAAGUAACAUCAUCAUUUUUUCUAAUGUAUUUGUAAAUCCAAUUCUUAUAAUAAAUUAUAAUCAACUACAUUUAUAAAUUUUGAGAAGCAAAUAAUGAUCUGAGAAAAAGUUGGAUUGUUUAACAAUAACACAAAUCCUGAAGGAAUAAUCAUUGCUCGUACAAGUAAUAUUCAAGAAAUCUAUUGGAAUAGUGGCAAUAUUGAUUAUGAUGGUAAAGGAGAAAAUUAAUGUAGGCUGCUUUGUUUGAUUUUUUAAAUGCAUAGUUUUUUGCUCCAGCAUUUGAAUAUCUAUGUCCUCAUAAAAUCUCUUAUUUUUACAUGCUGAUUGGGUAGGUUUCAAAUGUCAGUGAUGAGAAACCACACACCAAUAACAACUUUUAUCCUGCUGGGGCUAACAGAUGAUGCCCAACUACAAAUUCUGCUUUUCAUCUUUCUGUUUCUCACCUACAUAUUGAGUGUAACAGGGAACAUGACCAUUAUCACCCUCACACUUUUGGACUCCCAUCUUAAAACCCCUAUGUAUUUUUUCCUCAGAAAUUUUUCCUUCUUAGAAGUCUCAUUUACCACAGUCUGUAUUCCUAGAUUCCUGUACAGUAUAUCAACUGGGGAUAAAACCAUUAGCUAUAAUGCUUGUGCAAGUCAAAUAUUUUUUGUUAUUUUAUUUGGAGCAACCGAGUUUUUUCUCCUGGCAGCCAUGUCCUACGACCGCUAUGUGGCCAUCUGUAAACCCCUGCAUUACAUGUCCAUCAUGAACAGUCGGGUAUGUACCUUAUUAGUUGUCUGCUGUUGGGUAUCUGGUUUGAUGAUCAUUCUCCCACCCCUUAGCCUGGGCCUCCAGCUUGAAUUCUGUGAUUCCAAUGCCAUUGAUCAUUUUAGCUGUGAUGCAGGUCCCCUCCUAAAGAUCUCCUGCUCAGAUACAUGGGUAAUAGAACAAGUAGUUAUCCUCGUGGCUAUAUUUGCACUCAUUAUCACCCUAGUGUGUGUAUUUCUGUCCUAUACAUAUAUUAUGAGGACAAUUUUGAGAUUCCCUUCUGUCCAACAAAGAAAAAAGGCCUUUUCUACAUGCUCUUCCCACAUGAUCGUGGUUUCCAUCACCUAUGGCAGCUGCAUUUUCAUCUAUAUCAAGCCCUCAGCAAAGGAUGAGGUGGCCAUAAAUAAAGGUGUUGCGAUGCUCACUACUUCUGUUGCACCCUUGUUGAACCCCUUCAUUUACACUCUGAGGAAUAAACAAGUGAAACAAGCUUUUACUGACUCCAUAAAGAGGAUAAAAUUUCUCUCAAAGAAACUGAAGUUUUGAUUAAUCAGGGUACAAUAAGAAAGAUUCUAAAUACUUAACACCACAUUCUAACUUAUUUCAUUGCUUUGUCCCUAUAAUUUACUAACUUUCUCAAAGACAUUAAUAUUGCAUUCUAAUCUCACCUUAAUCAGACUCCUUCCUAUUCUUUCAAGCCAAACAUACAUCAUGUUUGUCCUCAUUGUAAACAUAAAAUGUAUUUCCAAGUAAUUAAACUUGCCUCCAUUUCUGACUUAGUAUUUUCAUCAGUACUCUGGAAAGGAAAGUAAUGAUAUUUAAAAGUACAUAAAUUAUAUAGAAGAUACUAUCAUGUAGUAAUAGUACUACUUUCUCCCUUCAAGGCAAAGUUAUCCAUAUUACUAUCAUAAACCUAAGAAUCAAAUAAGAAAACAGCAACAUCAAAGAUGUAUUAAAAUAAAUGAAACCAACUAAGGCGUUCCAGGCUAAUUAAAAUAAUGAAAACAACAAGAGAUAUGAGUGAGAGUUUGGGAAUAACAAGAAAUAAAGAA
This is a messenger RNA of Phyllostomus discolor (pale spear-nosed bat), 1909 nucleotides long. RefSeq names its product olfactory receptor 6C2. Lineage: Eukaryota; Metazoa; Chordata; Mammalia; Chiroptera; Phyllostomidae. The record is from RefSeq and is a predicted model, not a curated record. Gene Ontology annotation, cellular component: membrane. The transcript has a single exon. Gene Ontology annotation, molecular function: G protein-coupled receptor activity; olfactory receptor activity. The coding region runs from base 447 to 1403 and encodes 318 amino acids. Gene Ontology annotation, biological process: G protein-coupled receptor signaling pathway.